AGCAGGACGACCGCGGACUUUUUUUUUUAUUUUUUAUUUUUCCUGAUGUCGGACUGCAGCUCGUCGGGUUCAGAUGAGGAUUUGGACCCGGAGUUGGAGCUGCUGGACGAGCUCGGCGGCAAGCUCAGCAAGUGGACGAACUACAUUCAUGGAUGGCAGGACCGCUGGAUUGUGCUGAAGGGCAAUAUCCUGAGCUACUACAGGUCAGCAGAUGAGAAGGAGUACGGCUGCAGAGGGUCCAUCUGUCUCAGCAAGGCUGUCAUCACCCCUCACGAGUUUGAUGAAUGCCGUUUUGACAUCAGCGUGAACGACAGCAUCUGGUACCUGAGGGCUGAACAUCCUUUGCUCCGGCAGCAGUGGAUCGAUACCGUUGAACUUCACAAGGCUGAGUCAGGUUAUGGGUCAGAGAGCAGUUUACGUCGCCAUGGCUCCCUGCUGUCCCUCACCUCUGCUGCCAGCGGCCUAUCCACCGCCUCCGCGUCUUCCUUCAAGAAGGGAUACAGCCUGCGGGAAAAGCUAGCAGAGAUGGAGACCUUCCGGGAUAUUCUCUGCAGACAGGUGGACACACUGCAGAAGUAUUUUGACAACUGCGCAGAUAUCGACAGUAAAGAUGAACUCCACAGAGACAAAGUAUCCGAUGAUGAGGAAGAUUUUCCAACCUCACGGCCAGAUGGAGAUUAUCUUCUUAACAACAACAACAGCAGCAAAGAGAAAUUGUUCUCUGUGGACAGCCUCAAAGGAUCCUUAGGCAUCGAUUUCAAAGGUGAAGCCAUCACAUUUAAAGCUACCACAGCAGGAAUAUUGUCUACACUGUCCCACUGCAUCGACAUGUUGGUCAAAAGAGAAGAAAGCUGGCAAAGACGACUUGAUAAGGAAAUUGAAAGGAGAAGACGUGCUGAAGAUGCCUAUAAAGCUGCACUGACAGAGCUGAAAAAGAAGCCUCAUUAUGGAGGACCAGACUAUGAAGAAGGACCAAACAGUCUGAUCAAUGAAGAGGAGUUCUUCGAUGCUGUGGAAGCUGCAUUGGAUAAGCAUGACCAGAUUGAAGAGCAAUCCCAGGCAGAAAGGAGCAGGGUAUCUCGACAAAUGUCCCUCACUCCAGACACCUAUUCCUCCAUCAGCACUCAGAAAUACUUGACUAAGCCUCACAGCCACACUUCCUCCUUGUCGUCCAUUGAACUUAUAAGCGCCUCCGAUGAUGUGCACAGGUUCAGUGCUCAGGUUGAGGAGAUGGUGCAGAGCCACAUGACUUAUUCUUUACAGGAUGUGGGUGGAGAUGCUAACUGGCAGCUGGUUGUUGAAGAAGGGGAUAUGAAGGUGUACAGGAGGGAGGUGGAGGAGAACGGCAUUGUUCUGGAUCCUCUCAAAGCUACUCACUCUGUCAGAGGGGUCACAGGACACGAGGUCUGCCACUACUUUUGGGACACAGCUUUUCGGAACGACUGGGAGACAACCGUCGAAAGCUUUCAAGUGGUUGAGACACUCUCAGAUAAAGCGGUCAUCAUUCAUCAGACACACAAGAGGGUAUGGCCUGCUUCCCAGAGAGAUGUGCUUUACGUAUCAGUUAUCCGUAAAAUUCUCUCCACCAAUGAGAAUGAUCCAGACACCUGGCUGGUGUGCAACUUCUCAGUGGAUCACGACAGCUAUCCACCGUCUGCUAGAUGCAUUCGUGCCAAAAUCAAUGUAGCCAUGAUCUGUCAAACCCUAAUCAGCCCACCAGAGGGAGACAAAGAGAUCACCAGAGACAACAUCCUCUGUAAAAUCACAUAUGUAGCCAAUGUAAAUCCUGGUGGUUGGGCCCCUGCCUCAGUCUUACGAGCCGUAGCCAAGAGAGAAUACCCCAAAUUCCUCAAACGCUUCACCUCGUAUGUUCAAGAGAAGACCAGCAGUGAGGCUAUUCUCUUCUGAGCAACACCAGGAUGUUCAAUCUACAUUUCCAGUUCGCUUUGACGCCUUAUACACAUCCCUCACAACAAAGAGCUGUUCUGCCCAAGUGCUCUUGACACUCUUCAGAAACCUUUUCAAACCGUGUCUAUACAGACUGAACAACAGUCAAAAUGGUACAAAAAGCACCUUUUUAAAAAGUACAAACACACUAGAAUAACCAAAACAGCCUGUUCCUUUUAAAAAGGCCUAAUGUGUUUUCCCUAAAUGAGCUAUAUGGCUCGGGUUUUGUUAAAGUGUUUUACGUUUUUGUAAAUAUCUGAUCAUAGUUUGAGGUCUGACUAUGGUCUUGAUGUGAGAUAUAUAUAUAUACACACACACACACACACACACACACACACUUGAUGCCUUUACAUGAGAUUUUUUUUCACUGGCCUUGUCCAAUAGCCAUUUCUCUUAAGAAGACCCUUUCUAGCCCUGAUGAUCAAGAUGACAUCAAACUUCAGUCUUAAGAUCUUUUGUACAGUUAGCUAAACUAAAUGUUUAAGAUUAUAUAAACAUGAAGGCAUUACCCAUUUUUGUCAUUGAUAAAUGUGGCUUUAGGCAAAGUGUACAUUUAAUGGGAACUGCUUGUAUAAGACAAUAAUCAACAUAUAGGGAGGGUGAUAGACCUGUGAAAAGUUGGUAGUGACAUAAUAGGCCAUAAUUGCCUUUCUUUUCAGUUUUUUUUCUUUCUUGUUUUUAAGCCAUUAUGUUUUAAUUUCCAGACGUUUAAAAAAAAUGUCUGCCUUUUUUGGGCCCAAUAACAUCAAUCUAAAUGACAUCAUUCCACUUCUAGUUCAUCACUGCCUACUGGGCUUCCAUCUAGAAAAUCUAUGUAGUAUUACCAAACCUGAAUGACUUAUCAAUGAAACAAAAAUAUAUAUAUAUAUAUAUAUAUAUUGAGAGGACUUUUCUCUGUACAUCAAUGGUUACCAGCAUUCUUGAAAU
This is a messenger RNA of Puntigrus tetrazona (Sumatra barb), 2874 nucleotides long. It is a transcript of the gene cert1a, whose product is annotated as ceramide transporter 1a. Bases 46 to 1908 code for a protein of 620 amino acids. The transcript has 18 exons. Gene Ontology annotation, biological process: ER to Golgi ceramide transport. The record is from RefSeq and is a predicted model, not a curated record. Gene Ontology annotation, molecular function: phosphatidylinositol-4-phosphate binding. Gene Ontology annotation, cellular component: Golgi apparatus. NCBI's taxonomy places the organism in Eukaryota, Metazoa, Chordata, Actinopteri, Cypriniformes, Cyprinidae.